AUGCCUAAAUGUGAUUAUUGCGAUGUUUAUCUCACACACGACUCUAUGAGUGUGCGAAAGGCGCAUAACAGCGGUCGAAACCAUCUGCGAAACGUAGUUGAUUACUACCAACAAAUCGGCCACGAGAAAGCCCAAUCGGUCAUCGACUCCAUCACCUCUUCCUAUGCCGCAGAAGGACAGUCCUCAUCCAACCCAAUGCUUGGCCAAAACCCAGGCGUCCACGCUCCUCCCCCACCAUUCCCCUUCCCCGGAGGCGUCCCACCACCUCCAUUCGGUAUGCCCGGUCUCCCGGGUAUGCCCCCAAUGCCAGGAAUGCCGAUGCUACCUCCAAACGGAAUGAUACCUCCCCCAGGCGGCCGUGGAAUGCCCAUGCCUCCCUUUCCAGGUGGUCUCCCGUUCCCCCCUCCCGGUGGACUACCUCCUAACUUUCAGUUUCCUCCUCCUCCUGGAGGUCUGCCCCCCAACUUCCAGUUCCCGCCGAUGCCCCAAGGCAUGAGCGGACCCCCUGGAGGACCACCCGGAGGACAUCAGGGUCCGCCUGGUGGUGAUAGACGAUAG
Messenger RNA from Drepanopeziza brunnea f. sp. 'multigermtubi' MB_m1, 558 nucleotides. The record is from RefSeq and is a predicted model, not a curated record. Lineage: Eukaryota; Fungi; Ascomycota; Leotiomycetes; Helotiales; Drepanopezizaceae.